GGGCGGAGCCCGGCGGCACUGCUCCCGGGGGGGCGUGGAAGCAGCCGCAGAGGCCUGGGAGAGCCGCUGCGCUGCUAGGGCGCGGCCCGUCUUCCUCCGGUGGAGUAGGGCGCACCCCGCCGCCAUGAGCUGGGACUUUCUGCUUUUGCUGCUGGCGCUGUUCGCGCUGCUGGCGUUCGUGGUGCAGCUGCUGCGCUUCCUGCGGGCUGAUGGGGACCUGACCCUGCUGUGGGCCGAGUGGCAGGGGCGACGUCCAGAAUGGGAGCUGACUGACAUGGUGGUGUGGGUGACUGGAGCAUCGAGUGGAAUUGGUGAGGAGCUGGCUUACCAGCUGUCUAAACUAGGAGUUUCUUCCUUGGUGCUGUCCGCCAGAAGAGUGCAGGAGCUGGAAAGGGUGAAAAGAAGGUGCCUUGAGAAUGGCAAUUUAAAAGGAAAAGAUAUACUUGUUUUGCCCCUUGACCUGACUGACAUAAGUUCACACGAAGUGGCUACCAAAACCGUUCUCCAGGAGUUUGGUAAAAUCGACAUUCUGGUCAACAAUGGUGGAAAGUCCCAGCGUUCUCUCUGUGUGGAAACCAGCCUGGAUGUCUACAAGGAGCUCAUAAAGCUUAACUACUUAGGGACAGUGUCCUUGACAAUGUGUGUUCUGCCUCACAUGAUCGAGAGGAAACAAGGAAAGAUUGUUACUGUGAAUAGCUUCAUGGGUAUCGUAUCUAUGCCCCUUUCUAGUGGAUAUUGUGCCAGCAAACAUGCUCUUCGGGGUUUUUUUAACAGCCUUCGAGCUGAACUCUUCGAAUACCCAGGUAUAGUAGUGUCUAACAUUUUCCCAGGACCUGUGCAAUCAAAUAUUGUGAAGAAUGCCCUAACUAAUGAUGUCACACAGUCUGUAGGUAGCGACCCAGACCAGCCCAACAAGAUGGCCACCAGCCGUUGUGUGCGACUGAUGCUGGUCAGCAUGGCCAAUGACCUGAAGGAAGUUUGGAUUGGAGAGCAGCCUUUUCUGUUGGUGGCAUAUCUGUGGCAGUAUAUGCCAACCUGGGGCAUGUGGCUAAUGAACAUACUGGGGAAGAAAAUCAUUAAGAACUUUAUGGGUGGUCUGGGUACAUUUUCUUACAUAAACACCUGGAGGGCAAAACGUGACUGAUGGAGUACCUGAAUUUUCAAGCCACUGGAGGAAGAACCAGAAACCAUGAAAACACCCAUCUUCUCGUACGCAGAAGAGUAACUUGUGAUUUUACUUCUUAAUAGAAACUUUCUUUCCAACAUGUAAUAAACAACAAAUAAAAGAUUGCCAUGAAUCUUGCAA
Phyllostomus hastatus (greater spear-nosed bat) is the source of this 1306-nucleotide messenger RNA. RefSeq names its product dehydrogenase/reductase 7 (gene DHRS7). Bases 125 to 1144 code for a protein of 339 amino acids. The transcript is spliced from 7 exons. Gene Ontology annotation, molecular function: oxidoreductase activity. The record is from RefSeq and is a predicted model, not a curated record. NCBI's taxonomy places the organism in Eukaryota, Metazoa, Chordata, Mammalia, Chiroptera, Phyllostomidae.